This is a messenger RNA of Hirsutella rhossiliensis, 810 nucleotides long. RefSeq lists its product as uncharacterized. NCBI's taxonomy places the organism in Eukaryota, Fungi, Ascomycota, Sordariomycetes, Hypocreales, Ophiocordycipitaceae. The transcript has a single exon. The record is from RefSeq and is a predicted model, not a curated record. The coding region runs from base 1 to 810 and encodes 269 amino acids.
AUGGAAAAGAGGAUGAUAUUUGCGGUCCUCCUCACGCUUCUGGAGAUCGCCACGGCCCAGUUGAGGGUCCGCAAGGCAUCCGUUUCGGUGCGCAACAAUACCCCAAGGCCGCUUCAAGAAGUCUCCGUGGUGCACAAGUACAGCAGCGUUUACAAACACAAUCACACAUGGCCAAUCAUCCAGCCGGGCGAGCGGGCCGAGGACCGCAUGGUAGUUCAGUAUCACACCGGUUUCGGCACCAUCGGGGUAGACUGGUGGGCGAUUACCUGGGUCGAACUGGAGCAAAAGACGUCUUACGUCUCCAAGCCCCUCAACUUCCGCAAGAUCGUUGACUACAUGGAGAAGUUUGCUCCAAGGACCAUUUCCGCCCUGGCCAGCACAGCCGCCGGAAUUGCCACAGUCGAAGCCGGCCCUGGUGCCAUGGUGGCCGCCGCCGUUGCCGCCGCCGUAGCUUCUCAGCAAGUUACGGAGUUUUUGUUUAGCUCGGAAAGCACCGAUGGAUUCAAGCAACACAUGCUAGAGCGAGAGGAUCAGAAUACUCUGACUGAGAUUGUCAUCGAAGCGGAUGGCACCAUCGCUUUUAAGUCAAAUUCCGGCAACUCGUAUACCGUCAGCGAAGCAUUGACGCCUGCGCCAGAACCCAAGCAGGUGGAUAUGAGCCGGGAAGACCAGAGUCUGAACGACGCAGCACACAGAGUCAUGGAACUCCGAGACACAGCUCCAGACAGCCAGGAGCUCGAAUAUGCCGACUUGAAGUUCCAGGAAUCUAUGGAGAGUUGGCUCCAAGAGUGGAGGGGACAGAACUGGUAA